UCAUGUCGUUGCAGUUUUAGAUGAGGUUACAGCUUCAAGGUCUCAUCAAUGGAGGUUUCUAACUCUUAUUCUCCUUAUUCCUCAUCCUCUGUCGACAGUACUAAGCCUUCACCUUCUGAAUCUUCUGUUAAUCUCUCCCUUAGCCUCACCUUUCCCUCUACUUCUCCACAAAGAGAAGCAAGACAAGAUUGGCCACCGAUAAAACCAUUGUUAAGAGGUAAACUAAAGGGUCGUCGUCUUGUUCAACGCGGUGACGACACAUCUUUCUUUGUUAAGGUCUAUAUGGAAGGUGUCCCCAUUGGGAGAAAGCUCGAUCUUUGCGCAUUCUCAGGCUACGAGAGCCUAUUAGAAAACCUGUCUCACAUGUUCGAUACUUCAAUUAUCUGCGGUAAUCGAGAUAGAAAACACUAUGUUUUGACAUAUCAAGACAAAGAUGGGGACUGGAUGAUGGUCGGUGAUAUUCCAUGGGAUAUGUUUCUUGAAACCGUGAGAAGACUGAAGAUCACAAGACCCGAGAGGUGUUAAAAACUUGGAUCGUUCCGUUUCACAACUCUGUUUUCACAGUUUUGAGAGAUUUAGGCAUUGAUGAAGAGUCUUCAUGCGGGACAGAGCUCUUGCUGCAUAUCGCAACAGAGGCCUUAAAGAAGUUGGAGAAUUGAUGGAUAUAUAUAUUUAUUUGGCACCUUUGAGUGUGAUUCUUUAUAGAAAUAAAUCACAAUAUCCAAGACUUUUUCUUU
Messenger RNA from Eutrema salsugineum, 737 nucleotides. Its product is annotated as auxin-responsive protein IAA31. Lineage: Eukaryota; Viridiplantae; Streptophyta; Magnoliopsida; Brassicales; Brassicaceae. Gene Ontology annotation, cellular component: nucleus. The transcript is spliced from 4 exons. Gene Ontology annotation, molecular function: protein binding. The record is from RefSeq and is a predicted model, not a curated record. The coding region runs from base 49 to 525 and encodes 158 amino acids. Gene Ontology annotation, biological process: regulation of DNA-templated transcription.